Molecule: messenger RNA, 1208 nt
Organism: Cantharellus anzutake
Lineage: Eukaryota; Fungi; Basidiomycota; Agaricomycetes; Cantharellales; Hydnaceae
Exons: 9
Coding region: 1-1026 (341 amino acids)
Molecular function (GO): fatty acyl-CoA hydrolase activity
Source: RefSeq, a predicted model, not a curated record
AUGGUUUUCUGCUACAGCAUGAUAGAGGAGCACGAUGUUGUUGCCGGACUCUCGCUUGACGGUGACAUCCCGGUUCUUUACGAUGUCUCGGAUCACGGUAACGUCUCAUUCCUCAGUUGGGGCCCUAACGGUAAUGGAACCUCUGUGGUGCGAUAUGCCGAGGAGGCUGUUAGAUUGUUUCAAGCAGUCGCUGCCCCUUCCACGUUUGUCGUUGGGCCACCGUUCCAAGCAACUGCCACACGAUCUGUGCUGACAUACCGCCUGACCGCCGAUUCCCUGCUAUAUGGAAUUGUUGCGGAAUUUUGGCACUUCACUAACGUGCCAAUGGAGAUACGCGGCAAGCGUGGAGUCGCUGAAAUUUUAUCCCACCCUCAUGAAUUAAACUGGGAUGCUCCAUAUGGCCUCAGUUAUUGGCGCUACGGUUUUCAAUCACAUUCAUCCGAUUUAUUCCCCACGCAAGCGAUUCUGCCGGUUAUACGCUCUCAGCUGCUAGCAUACUUUCCCGUUAUCAUGCCUUCUGGUGACUUGAAGCAAGCAGCUAGGGACGUCGCUGGGAGUGUACCAGUCGAGACGAAAGAACAGAUCUUAAAACUCCACCAGGCAGGAGGGAAUGGCUUUGCUGCCCACGUUGUGAGAAAGUUGAGGAUAAUUAGCGCAGAUUUUGAACCAAUGUUGGAAGGGCGUAGGGAGCAAGUGGUCGUGGUGUCCGAGAUCGAGGUCACUCCGGAUAUGUGUAAUGGUUGGUGGAUAAUGCAUGGAGGGUGCGCCGCUACGAUACUAGACGCCGCCACAUCGCUUCCUGUUCCUGCAUUUAUACGAUCAGAAGAGUGGCUAUAUAGUGGCGUCUCAUCUUCUCUCUCCGUCAAUUACUACCUACCCGCAGGGCUUGGAGAGAGAUUAAAAGUGAUCGCCACCACUAGGGCCGGAGGAAAACGUUCUGUCACUGUUCAAGGAGAGAUAUGGUCCAAGAAAGGUCUGGUUGCUUCUUGUGUGCAUGUGAAGAUGGUGCCAAGAACCAAACUAUAAUGUUCGUACCUCAGAGGUAGGGACGGAAAUCAUCCUGCACGCGAAUCUACAGUUGUGGAUAGGCAAACUCGCGAGAAACAUGAUAUCCUCGCACCUGGAAGAACGAAUGGAAACGUGAUGAAAUGAUGUAUCUUCGUUACAAAAAAAAUCUAUUACGAGGCUUUGGUCUGCUGUGAGUAUAC